AAAAGUUGGCUGACAAACGGAAGAGCCUACUGGAUGAGAUGGCCAUCAAAGAACAUGAAACUGCUACUGAAAAUAAAAAGAAAGAAAAUGAUCUAAUAGACAAAUAUAAGGGUGAGAUUGAGUCUCUCCAGUCACAAUUGGAUGAAGAAAGAGAUAAAGUUAAACAUUUGAAUUCAUCAGUUGAUGAAUUAGCUGAUCUUAAGAGAAGAAUAAAGUCAAUGGAGAACAUGAAAGAAACUUAUGAACAACAACUGAAGGAAGCACAAGAGUCCUUCAGUAAAGAGAAAGGUGAACUAGAACUUAAACUGAGUGAGUUAGAUGGAGAGUAUAAAGAAAGAUUGACUGGACUGGAGACUGAGGCAGAGGAAGAGAGAAAGAAAGCAACUGAACUGAAGGAAAAGAUAACUGAACUGGAGUUAGAACUAGAUGAGAAGACACAGGAAAUUAACAUAACUGGAAAGAAAUCAUCUAAUCUUAUUAAAGAUCUAAAGCGUCAGCUUCAGGCAGCACAGAAGAGAGAGGAGAGACUCCAAGACUCAUUAUCAUCAUCAUCACCUCAUAUUGAAGUAUCAACUCCUAUCAGGCAAGACUCAAGACAUAGCAGGGAGAGUAGUUUAUCAUCUGUAAGAGGAAUAGGAGCAACUGGAGGAGCUGAACAAACUCAACAAGUAUGUCACUAGUAUAGCAAUACAUGUACACCAUUCAUAUGUUCAUUUCAUCUUUACUAAGUGGUUUCUUAUGAUAACUCUGUGAGUAAUGGGGUAUUAUUUCUUUAGAAGGUCAAACCACUAGCUUCUGAAGUUGUUUUUCAUUUAAUGUCAGAGGCAGGCUUUACUGGCGGCUAGUGAUUAGUUUAGCUUCUUCCUGUCCAGCUCGUUAGAGUUGUUUACUCAUUUCUAAUCUUGUUUGUUGUUUUGUCUUGGCUGUACUGUUUGUUGCUAUAGGAAUGAUAAUGGAGGAAUCAGGGAAGUUUUUACACAAUGUCUAACGCUUGCAUAUAAACAUGUACAGUUUGUUUUGUUAUGAUUAAUGCAAUGAGUCUUUUGUGUUUAAAAUGUGCAAACCAUAAGUACAUGUACAUGUAGAUACAUUAAUGAGUCUAUAAUGAAACCAAAGGAACAUAAUUAUGGUCACUGUGUCCUUUUU
Amphimedon queenslandica is the source of this 1146-nucleotide messenger RNA. RefSeq names its product protein FAM184B-like. Gene Ontology annotation, cellular component: glutamatergic synapse; postsynaptic recycling endosome; extrinsic component of postsynaptic early endosome membrane. The record is from RefSeq and is a predicted model, not a curated record. Gene Ontology annotation, biological process: regulation of recycling endosome localization within postsynapse; regulation of modification of synaptic structure; regulation of neurotransmitter receptor transport, endosome to postsynaptic membrane. The transcript is spliced from 6 exons. Lineage: Eukaryota; Metazoa; Porifera; Demospongiae; Haplosclerida; Niphatidae. The coding region runs from base 39 to 680 and encodes 213 amino acids.